AUGAAUUCAGAUCCUCGCCUAGCUGGCAACGCCAGUUCAAGAUCAGUCACUCCAAACCCUCCUCCGCCUCCUCCGCCUCCACCUCUACCAGAAGAGCUUCAGUCGAUCCCAUCAGCACCAUCCCAAGCGCCUGAUGGCACCGUAGAAAAACCAUCCUCUACCCCUCCACAUCCCACUUCUACAUCCUACAAGCUCAAAUUCUGCACAGUAUGCGCGGCAAACCAAAACCGCUCUAUGGAAGCUCACAACCGCCUCGCCGCUCCCCCUUCGUCAUAUCCAGUUAUCUCAUUCGGCACGGGGUCAUUGGUCCGCCUCCCUGGUCCGACGAUCACCCAACCAAACGUGUAUAACUUCAAUACUGUAUCAUAUUCUCAAAUCUACGAUGAACUGCAAUCCAAAGACCCGCGGUUAUAUAGGAACAAUGGCGUCUUACCCAUGCUUGAUCGAAACAGGAGUGUUAAAUGGGGACCGGAGCGCUUCCAAGAGUGGCUCCCUGGAAUGCCACGCUUGGAUCAUGUAUCACGGGGUGAUAAAGGCAGCCUUGGGACAGAAGGUGGUAUUGUUGAUGUGAUUAUCACAUGUGAAGAGAAAUGCUGGGACGCCGUGGUGGAUGAUUUGAUGAAUCGCGGCGCGCCGCUAAAUCGGCCGGUUCAUGUCUUCAAUGUCGAUAUUAGAGACAACCACGAAGAAGCAUUGAUUGGAAGCAAGGCGAUCCUUGACCUCGCCGACCGAUUAAAUGAAUCUGCCGACCAGGAACGAAAGAUAAACGGGAUUGAUGGCUGGGAUCAGGGAGGUGGUGCAGCUCGAAAGGGAUUUGACGAGAAAGUGCCUGAGAUCCUUGCCAAGUGGCAGGAGAAAUGGCCUAAUCUCCCUGCUUUAUGGACUCUCUCGUGGUUUUGA
Molecule: messenger RNA, 900 nt
Organism: Coccidioides immitis RS
Lineage: Eukaryota; Fungi; Ascomycota; Eurotiomycetes; Onygenales; Onygenaceae
Product: RNA polymerase II subunit A domain phosphatase ssu72
Exons: 1
Coding region: 1-900 (299 amino acids)
Biological process (GO): termination of RNA polymerase II transcription
Cellular component (GO): mRNA cleavage and polyadenylation specificity factor complex; nucleus
Molecular function (GO): RNA polymerase II CTD heptapeptide repeat phosphatase activity
Source: RefSeq, a predicted model, not a curated record